Rotaria sp. Silwood1 is the source of this 1833-nucleotide messenger RNA. The record is from the annotation of a GenBank genome assembly. NCBI's taxonomy places the organism in Eukaryota, Metazoa, Rotifera, Eurotatoria, Philodinida, Philodinidae.
AUGUCUUCAACGAAUAGUUUCAAUUGUCUCUUUAUUAAACGACUCGCUAAUCUUUUUCGUGUUUUUCUGUCAUUAUCUCGUCUUUCAUUAAAUGGUCAUCAUCAUUAUCGUGAACAAUGGUAUUUCCAUCCAUUAAUUCUUCUCUUACUCAUACUUAUCAAUGAAGGUACUUUACAAUUUAUUAUUUAUCUUGUUGGUUUACUUCCAUCAGCAUUUUAUGCUGAAUUACGCAAACCACCGAAUCAACGUGAUCAUCCAGGAUUCCGUUGGUUGGUUCUUCGUUCAUUUGUAUUUGUCAUAUUGAAUGCAUUGCUUAAAUCAUCAUCAAUUUUUUUCUCUUCAGUACUCUACGUCAAAUGGCGUAUGAGACUUGUUUCAUAUUUACAUUCAUUCUAUUUUACACAACAACGUUAUUACCAUUUAUUAAAUACAGCACAACAGAAUCAAACACGAGAGAACGAUUCUCAAAGUCAUUCAAUACAAAUUAAGGAUAUCGGUGAUCAUCAAAAACAAUCGGUUGACUAUGUAUCUACCGCUACUUUAAGUCCAUUGGUCACCAGUAAACUAUUGAUUGACAAUCCUGACCAACGUAUAGCUCAAGAUGUAGAUUCUUUAUGUCGAUCAUUAUCCUCAAUCAUUCCAUUACUUGUUAUUUCACCAUUUACUAUUGCUUAUUAUACGUAUUCUACUUGGAAAAUAACGGGUUACUAUGGUCCAUUAGCGGUUUUUCUCUAUUUUCUUCUUUGGACUCCAAUCAAUAAAAUCUUGAUCUCCUUUGUUUCUCGAACAAUAUUUCAACAGAAUAUUUCCGAAGGUAAUUUUCGUUUUCUUCACGCACAAAUUCGAACACAUAAUGAAACUAUCGCAUUUUAUCAUGGUGAUGCAUUUGAACAUAAACGAUUUGAUAAUUAUUUUCUUAAAACACUAGUUCCAUUACUUUACCGUCGAACAUGGCAAGAAUUUCUUUUAAGUUUAUCGACUAAUUUAUACGAUUAUAUUGGAAGUAUUAUAAGUUAUUUAUUAUUAGCACUAGCAAUCUAUGUCUUUCAUUUCUACGAUCAUGUAUCAACGGAUGAUCUCGUUGCAAUUAUUAGUCAAACGUCAUUUAUUACAGGAUAUCUCAUUUAUCGUUUUAAUCUAUUGAAUGAUUUAACAGAUAAAUUAACCGUUAUUGCGGCUAAUACACAUCGUGUGCAAACAUUUGUUGAAUACAUGAAAAAUAUCGAUACAAAUUGGCCAAAAAGACAAAGAAAUGAAAGUGAUAGUGGUGUUGGUAAAACUUCACUUUUUCGUGUUCUUCACUCAUUAUGGCCGGCGAAUAUUCAUGGAUCUUUUUCAUACCAUCCUGCUAAUGCUUAUCUAUUGCCUCAACGUCCUUAUUUUACGAAUCUAUCAUUAUAUGAUGAACUAUCCUAUCCUGAUGUAGACACCUCGCCUAGUGAUGAACGUCAACAACAAAUCGUACAUAUUCUUGAUGAAUGGAAUCUUACACAUAUUCUCGACUGUGUCGAAUCGAAUUUAUUCCUGUGUCCAAAAUAUGCUUGGCAAGAUUUGUUAUCACCUGGUGAAUUACAACGUUUGUCAUUUAUUCGUCUUUUACUUCGUCUUUCUCCACUGAAUGAUUCAAGAUCUUCGAGAUUAAAUCUGGUUUUUCUUGAUGAAAUUACUUCAUCAUUGGAUGUGAAUACGGAAAUGAAAAUGUAUAAUUAUUUAGUUAAAAAAAAUCUUACUUUAAUCAGUAUUGGUCAUCGAGAUACUUUACGACAAUAUCAUCAAUAUGAAUUGAAAUUGUACAGAAAUGGAGAAUAUAUUUUAGGAAAUAUCCAAUCAUAA